Dujonia railenensis is the source of this 5544-nucleotide messenger RNA. The record is from the annotation of a GenBank genome assembly. NCBI's taxonomy places the organism in Eukaryota, Fungi, Ascomycota, Pichiomycetes, Serinales, Debaryomycetaceae.
AUGAGAAGAAGACCUACGGAGCCGCAAUUCCUGGGUGGUCUAAACCCUCAGAUAACGGAAGACCUAGAUAACUCGCGUGCUUACAACUCCAUGAGAUCAGUGAGCACACCUAGUGGAGGACCACCAGAAAUAAACCGAAAUCAUCGAAUCUCCACUAGUUCUAUAUUUUCGUCCAGAAAAUCAAGGUACACCAACAACAAUACAAACGACUCGUUCAGCGACGUCUCCCUGGUAGAUUCCGGAAGCAUAUUAAGCGGUGGAGGGACCGCUUCGAAUGCCAACCCCAACUCCAACACUGGAACUGGCAGUGCCAACCCCACUCCUAGUGGUCCCUACGGAUACCCAUAUCCUUCUUCGUCACGGAGGACAACAUCUUCUGCGUCUGCAAUAUCCUUGCCAAUAGCCCAGACCAACAAUAUCAUGCAUUCCAACGGAAGUAGAACUAAUAUUAUACCUUCGCAACAAAUUACAUCUUCCAAUCACUCACGACAGGCUUCCACGUACAGCAUAUCCACAAGCACCCUUAAUAAUAAUAGCAACAGCAACAGUGCCAACAAUAGUCCUGUGAAGCAGAAAUCUUCAUCUUCAGUCAGCAGAAAGGGUAGUCACUCUUCGGUGAUAUCUAGACCUUCUCUUUCCUUGACCAACACUAAUGACACACUAACUAACGGCAGUGCAUCUGCAGGGUUCAUCUUGGAAAAACCCAAUCUGGUCUAUGAAAUAGAUAGAAUGUUUAGAGAGUUGAUGGACAAAAGAGAUUUUAGGUCUCUUCCUCCACAGGCUAAACAGGAAAUGAUUAACUACAAUCCUGACAAGAAAUGGAUGCUUAUAUACCAAGACGCACUAACAGAACAUAAAAGGUACGAAAGACUGAUGAACAAUAAGGAAGAAAGCGCUACUCCUGAAUUCUACUCAUACAAAUUGAGGUCUAAUACUAUAACGUCACAGCAAUUGAAAAACCUUUGGGUUUCGUUGAGAACCGAACCAAUUGACUGGGUUAGAGAAUUUAUCUUCAGUUAUCAGGGGGACACCGUAUUGUCAAACUAUUUGAUAAAUUUACAGAAAAGGAUUGAUGAAUCCAACACCAUAGAUGACAUAAAUCAUGAUUACUUUGACAAGGAGUUCAACACGUUGAAAGCACUUAAAUGCAUGAUGAACCAAAAGCUAGGAGCAGAACGAGUGAGGAAUGAAAUAAAUUCGUACGUAAGGGCCAUCUCUGGGUCGUUACUAUCUCCUCGAAUUUUGACUAGGAAAAUAGCGACGGAGUCCUUGACGUUUAUGAUUGUAUAUUACAGUCAUAAUGAUGGUGAUUUACAACUGGGAAAGUAUCAUAAUAUUUUAAAGGCAUUAGAUCAAAUCCCAACCAAACCAUAUUAUGAGUUCGAAUCUGCUGAUAACUCUAACAUAAAUAAUUCCAGCAAUAGUAGCAAGAGUAAAAGAAAUUUGGUAAGGAAGCCACCAGCACCUCAAUCAUUCAAGAGAUUCGAAUUAUGGUUGAAAGUUGUCGCUAAGACUAUUGAUGGCAGAGGUAAAUAUAUGAAUUCAUUAGUUGGUGCUAGCGAAGAAUUGAAAUCUGCACAUGCUGGUUCCACUGGUAAUGGCAAUGGAAAUAUUGGCGCUGGUCAAUUAGAAAAUCACUUACUAGAAUACAGUCUUGGAACAAUGUUAUUGAUAAAUACAAUUAUACAAUACGGAAUUGAUUAUAGGGUCAGAAUUCACUUGAGAGCUCAAUUUAUUUCUGCCGGAUUGGAAAACAUUAUUGAAAAAUUUCUGGAAUUAAACUAUGAUAGUUUAAAUCAGCAAAUUUCUACCUAUUAUGCAAUGGCCGAUAACGACGAAGAGGAUUUGAAAAGUAGAGAACAUAUUGAGCAAGAUUUAGAUUUCAAUAACCCUGUUCAAUUGAUUCAGUCUUUAUGGCAGAAUAUACAAAAGGGUGGAGGUGGAGAGGCGCUGGGUUUCUUUUUAAGUGCAAUUCAACAUUUAUACCUUAAUCAAACUGAUAAGAGAGAUGACAAUGAAUCAAUGACAAGAAGCUUGAGGUUACUUGAUGGAUUAAUUCAAAAUGUGACAAUGGUCCACACCACAAAUGAUGAUUCUGCAGUUGGUGUGGCGAUGAAUCGAUUAUAUUCUAGUUUAAACACUGAUGAGAUGUUUAAAAAGGCUCAACAAGAGAUCAAAGUUUAUAAGAAAAAGGCGGAACAGGCAAUCACUGAAAGAGAUGAAAUGUCUAGACAACUUUCUGUUGGUACUGAUGGCUUGAUCAAUCAAUUGACUAAUGAAAUUAAGGAGCAAGAGAAUGUAUUACAUCGGACUAGGAGGUUGAACGACGAAAUGUCAACCGAAUUGGAAGAAUUGAAAAAGAAACAUCUUUUGGAUAAACAAGAACAAGAACUAGAAAUGAGAGAAUUGCUAAUUAUGUUAAACAAUAAUUCCACCUCUAUAACUGGUGCCACUAGAGGCGAAGGUAAAACGACGUUGCAAAUCGAAACAAAUAAUGAAAAUUUGGUUAAGAAAUUGCAAAAACAAAUUCAUAGGAGAAAGGCUGAAUAUAAAUUGGACAAUAGGCAAUUUGGCACUCAAGUGGAACCAAGUUCUAGAUUGAGAGCAUUAAGAGAGCAGAUGGGAGACUUGGAAAACAUGGCUAGAGAACUAGAAAUGACAGACUUUGAAAAUUACAGUGCUCCUAUUGUUGAGGAAAUUACAACACCUCCUCCGAUCGAAGAAGUCGCGGAAGAAGAGGAAGAUGAAGAAGAAGAAUAUGAGGAUAUUGUAUUGCCUCCGCCAGUUCCAAAGGGUCCUCCAAGAGCUUGUAGGGAAGAUGACUUGGAGACAUUGGAUAAUUUGAGAAAGAAGCUCUCAUCCUUACAAAGUGAAUCAAAUGACAUUAUGAAAUUCAACAACAAGUCAAUUUACAACAAACAAAAAUUUUUAGCUAUGGAGAGAUUAAGAGAAUUAGAGUUCAAUUUCAAGGAUCUCAAUAUCGAUUUUAAUAGUAAUGAGGAAGAUUUUGAUUUCGUUGACCCAGUAUUGAAAGCAAAGAUUCAGGAAGAAUUAAAUGCAGUCGAAAGAUUAAAAGCUGAUUUAGAAUCCAAAUUGGUAUCACUUAAUAAAGAAAAACAAAAACCUAGCAGUGGAACAAGCAAGUCAGAUAGGAGAAAAUCUGUCAUGUUCACAGGUAACAAUGUGCUUGAAAAAUUGGAAGAGAAGUACACAAGAGGUCAAGUUCAAACUGCAACAGCAGAUACCGGAACAAAUAUGGAUAAUACUAGAGGCUAUAAAAAUAACAGAAAAACUACAAUUGGUGGUAUGGAUCCUAAGUUCUUAAUGGAAUUGAGCUCUAAGGUUAAUAAGGCACCCUCUAUUGAAGAAUCAGAGGGGCUGACGGAAGUUAAAAAGAUUGAAGUGAUCCAAGAAAGCAUAGCUGAAAAGGUUGAAGAGCCAGCGGAAGCGGCUGACGUUUCACCUGUUUCUACGGCUGCCCCAGGUCCUGCUCCACCACCACCACCUCCUCCUCCUCCCUUGCCUCCUAUAUUGGGUGGUAAAGAACCUUCCCCUCCUCCACCUCCUCCACCUCCACCGCCUCCUCAACCCGCAUUCUUAUCUGGAUCAACUUCCCCUACACCUCCUCCUCCUCCUCCAGCACCUCCACUCCCAGAAGUCAAGUCAUCUGAUAGAAAAAGUCGUGAGGAAGCUCCAAUCCCUCUUCCGGGUCCAUUCGAUAUGUAUCCAAGACCUAAGAAGAAGUUGAAGCAAUUGCAUUGGGAAAAGUUUGAUAAUGAUACUAAUAAUUCUUUUUGGAAGGAUACUAAUUCGAAUAUAGUUGCGUCCGAUUUAAUGUCAAAGGGUGUUUUCGAUGAAAUUGAAGUGAUCUUUGCGGCAAAGGAAAUUAAAAAAUUGGCAACAAAAAAGAAAGAAGAUAUUAACAAACUUACCUUUUUGUCUAGAGAUAUUGCUCAACAAUUUGGAAUUAACUUGCAUUCAUUCAAUAACGUUCCAGACGAAGAAUUGAUCCUCAAGAUAUUGCGCUGUGAUAAAGAUGUAUUAAAUAAUUCUUCAGUUAUAGAAUUCCUUGGUAAAGAAGAUAUUGUACAUGUUUCUAAUACCUUGGCAAGGAAUUUUGAGCCCUAUGCUACUGACUAUACAAGUGAUGAGACUCCGUCAAGACCUGACAAGGAUCCACUUGAAUUACAAAGGCCAGAUAGAAUAUACUUAGAAUUGUUUUACAAUUUACAACAUUAUUGGAAGUCGAGAGUCAGGGCAUUGAAGGUUGUUCUAAAUUUUGAGAAAGAGUAUGAAGAUAUGAUUCUCAAGCUUAGAUCUAUUGAUGAAGCUGUGGAGAAUAUUAAGAAUUCAAAGCAUUUGAGAAGCGUUUUCGAUAUUAUUUUGGCUGUCGGUAACUACAUGAAUGACAGUACAAAACAAGCUCAGGGUUUCAAGUUAAGUUCAUUGCAAAGAUUGAGUUUCAUGAAGGAUGAAAAGAACAGUAUGUCAUUUUUACAUUAUGUUGAAAAGAUUAUCAGAAUGCAAUAUCCUGAACUUCUUGAAUUCAUGAAUGAAGUAUCAAAGUGCUUCGAAGUUUCAAAAUUUUCCAUUGAAGUCAUAGAGAAUGAUUGUAAAGAAUAUGCACAAGCAAUUAAGAAUGUACAAAGCUCUAUUGAUAUAGGAAACUUGAGUGAUCUGUCUAAAUUCCAUCCAAAUGAUAGAGUUCUAAAGGUUGUACUGCCAACUUUGCCCAAAGCGAGAAGAAAGGGUGACAUGUUAUUGGAUCAAUCUACUUAUACAUUGAAAGAAUUCAAUAAAUUGAUGAGAUACUUUGGAGAAGAUCCAACGGACUCGUUUUCUAGAAAUUCGUUUAUGAGCAAAUUCUCGAACUUCAUAGGAGAUUUCAAGAAGUCCUCGGCAGAAAACAUCAAGCGUGAAGAAGAAUUGAGAAUAUAUGAACAAAGGAAGAAACUUCUAGAAACUCCUAAGAAAGCUCUCAAAAGUAAAGCCGAUGACUCUAAGGAUAACAGUGAAGACGAUGGUGACGAUGUCAUGGAUUCAUUAUUAGAAAAAUUAAAGGCCGCAGGACCUCCUAAGGGUGAGGCUUCAUCUGCUAGAAAACGUGCUCUUAUGAGAAAGCAUCUAUUGGAGAAUAAGAAAUCAUCAAGUUUGCAAAAUUUGUUAACUGAAUUCAGUGAAGAGGAUGAAGAUAUGCAAUCCCAGGGUCAUGAUUCUAUUGGAGAACCUGUCGAAGAAGACCUGGUUAAGAGUCCAAUCACCGCGGAUAGGACACUACCAUUUUCUCCUGAGAAAGAGGCAAUAGGUAGCGAUUCUCCUAUCAAAGAACUGAACGGCGAAGAAGAUGAUGAUCUUGGUUCAAGAGCCAGAAAUUUGUUGCAGGAGCUCAGAGGACCUCCUUCUGACAGCAAUGGAUCGGAAAGAGAAUCUGCUGCACAAAAAUUGAGGCAGAAAAGAUUUAAAAAGAAGUUGUCCAUAAUAGAGAAAGAUGAAGAUGAUAACAUUAAUGAUGAAAGUUUGGUCAGCGAAAAUGCUCAACUAUAG